This is a messenger RNA of Cucumis melo (muskmelon), 2035 nucleotides long. RefSeq lists its product as uncharacterized. Gene Ontology annotation, cellular component: chloroplast. The transcript is spliced from 5 exons. Lineage: Eukaryota; Viridiplantae; Streptophyta; Magnoliopsida; Cucurbitales; Cucurbitaceae. The coding region runs from base 320 to 1420 and encodes 366 amino acids. The record is from RefSeq and is a predicted model, not a curated record.
ACUUUGGAGGAUAGGCGACUUGAGAUGGAAAUAAGACCGUCGAAAAUACAUAUUAUUAUUUUUUUCCCACACCCGCCGUUUGAGGUUACCAAUAUCAAUAGUCACCACAGCGAACAAGGAGGCGGCUUUUUCCGUUUCUCAAACCCACUCUCUAAAAUCCUCGAUUUCUUCUGCUUUCCCUUCAUUUCCACAGGAUUUUCUUCGAUGGGUAUUGAUGAAAUGUACUUCAAAUUCAUUUGAGCUCGAAUUGGAGUUCAUCAAAAUGGAUUAGUAGAAACGAUACUGGAGUUGUGUGUUGAUUUUUUUCUCUUUAUUGGACAUGUCUGUUAAAUUUGCUUCUAUUUCUUGCUCGGUUCCUACUCUAUCUUCACCCUCCGACGCCCGGAGGAGCUUUCAGCUGAGCUUUUCACGAGGAUUAUAUGGCAUUGGCAGCCAACAACGUAGUUUCCAGAGGUUAACAUUUGCUAAAGUUGAGUCCAUCAAGUUAAUGCAUGGAUUGCUGAGGUCUUGGAGAAGAUUUCCGAGGAGAAAAAAUGUUCUCUCUGCUAUUUCAGAGAACCAGUCUCAAUGCAGUGAGCAAGUUGAGCUAGAGCGAGUAACUGAGCAUCCCACUGAUGAAGAUAUCUCCCUUGAAAACAAUUCAUUUUUACAUUAUGAGGGUACUGGCGGGAAACCUGGUUUUAUUUCUUUCUACAACAAUUCCAAAGAAGGAAAUCGGAUCCCUUUGUCUAGUGUGCAAAGCAAUCAAUACAAAUUCUUAUGGUUUGUUGGUCCCGCAGUCCUCGUAGCUUCUUUCAUUUUCCCCUCUCUUUAUCUGCGGAAACUACUUUCAAAUAUCUUUGAGGACUCUCUGUUGACAGAUUUCCUCAUAUUGUUCUUCACGGAAGCACUGUUCUAUUGUGGUGUUGCGGUGUUUCUUUUCUUAAUAGACUGUUCAAGGAGAACUGCUGAACCUGACACUCUGAAAAACAGUUAUCAAACCCUGUCUAAUCAAUUUGGACAGAGGAUCUCUUCUGUAGCUACCUUAGCACUCAGUUUAAUAAUACCAAUGGUCACCAUGGGAUUAGUGUGGCCAUGGACCGGCCCUGCAGCAUCUGCAACACUUGCACCUUACCUUGUUGGGAUUGUUGUUCAAUUUGCAUUUGAACAGUAUGCACGACGCAAGAAAUCAUCUUCAUGGCCUGUUAUUCCAAUUGUCUUUCAAGUUUAUAGAUUGCAUCAACUUAAUAGAGCAGCUCAACUGGUGACAGCACUUUCAUUUACCAUAAAAGGAGCUGAAAUGACUCCAAAUAACUUGGCAAUAAACAGCUCUCUCGGUACACUGUUGAAUGUUCUUCAAUGUCUUGGGAUAAUCUGUAUCUGGUCUCUCUCAAGUUUUCUUAUGAGGUUUUUCCCAUCAAAUGCUGCAACGGUGCAGUAAAGUUCAAGAUAAGUUCCAAAGGGCAAAACUGCAGUGAACUUAAUAAAUUGUUGACCUGAUUUUUUGUGUUCAUUUCUGCUACAUUGCAGUCGAAUAGAGCGUUUUCAGAUCAUAUUGCUCUAUAAAAGCAAGUUGAAACGCAUGCUCGUUAUGGGAAUUUGUGGAUGAUGUUAUGAUAAAGGGAGAAUGAAGUAUUGAAGAAGAUGGUGAUCGUUCCUAUAUCUUUUUGUACUUUCUUUUCCUUUGAAUGAAUAUCCUAGCAGAGAGAAGUCAACUUUUACUACCCUCUUCUUCUUUCAAGCUGCUGUUGGAACAAUCUACAAGUCUUCAUUUUUCUGAACUGUUUUAGGAAAUUUUUGGAACUGAGGAUGGAAUAUGAGCUCUUAUUGCUGAGUUCCAUGAAUAGCAACUGUAUGUGAAUCACCUUCAGGCAUCUAACAGAUUGAAGCUGCCUCUGUUACUUGUAAAUGAGCCAUGUUAACUUUUCUUUUGAUUGAGCUAACUUUUCGUGGCCAACUAUGAUUUGUUUACAUGUUCCUUGAUCUUUUGAGAAAGUAAGGUAUGUUGAAAGUAGACUACUGAUAUUUUUAACCUAUAAAUAUCUCUGUAGAGAAA